Molecule: messenger RNA, 7284 nt
Organism: Vespa mandarinia (Asian giant hornet)
Lineage: Eukaryota; Metazoa; Arthropoda; Insecta; Hymenoptera; Vespidae
Gene: roq
Product: RING finger and CCCH-type zinc finger domain-containing protein roquin
Biological process (GO): protein polyubiquitination; nuclear-transcribed mRNA catabolic process, deadenylation-dependent decay; ubiquitin-dependent protein catabolic process
Cellular component (GO): cytoplasmic stress granule
Molecular function (GO): mRNA binding; double-stranded RNA binding; metal ion binding
Source: RefSeq, a predicted model, not a curated record
AGAUCAUUUUCCUCGUGCAUGCCAGCGACGUAGAAAUGUCUAUGGAGAUCAUGCUGAGCUCAUCUUAUCUGUGAUUCAUCUGUUCCUGCUUUGAUGGCAGAAUUAUGUGCGAAGUAACUGAUUAAUUAAUGUGAUGUUUUGUAGAGACAAUAACGAGAAUGCCAAUACAGGCACCACAGUGGACUGAAUUUCUUUCUUGCCCAGUUUGUUGUCAUGACUUCGAUGUGGCCGUACGAGGUCCAAUAUCUUUAGGAUGUGGUCAUACUAUAUGCCGUACGUGUCUAGCAAAUUUGCAUCGCAAGCAAUGUCCUUUCGAUCAGAGUACUAUAAAUACUGAAAUAGAAAGAUUACCAGUAAAUGAAGCUCUGCUUCAAUUAGUUGGUAAUACUGUUCCAACAAAUGUUGCAACAUCGUAUCAAAAAUUAUUACCACCUGAAGAUCAUACUAAUUACUUAGUGGCUAAGCGUUGCAUUGAAGAAUUAGCGCUCUAUUUGAAACCAUGUCAGACGAAUCCAACCAUAGCAGCAGGAAUGGGACUUGUGUCUCGUCCGAUGCAGAGAAAAUUGGUUACGUUGGUAGGGUGCCAAUUAGUAGAACCAGAGGGAAGAGCACGUGCUGUAAGAGCAGCUCGAAGCUUAGGGGAAAGAUCCGUCACGGAGUUAAUAUUACAACAUCAAAAUCCUCAACAGCUUAGUGCCAAUUUGUGGGCUGCUGUACGUGCACGUGGUUGUCAGUUCCUUGGGCCAGCAAUGCAAGAGGAAGUUCUCAAACUAGUUCUUUUAGCUUUGGAGGAUGGUUCAGCUCUUUCAAGAAAAGUUUUAGUAAUGUUUGUGGUUCAACGUUUGGAACCACAUUUUCCACAAGCAUCGAAAACAAGUAUUGGACAUGUAGUACAGCUCCUUUAUAGAGCAAGUUGUUUCAAGGUAUCCAAGAGAGAGGGCGAUUCAUCUUUAAUGCAGCUAAAAGAAGAAUUUAGAACAUAUGAUGCUUUAAGAAGAGAACACGAUGCUCAGAUUGUUCAAAUAGCAACUGAAGCUGGAUUGCGAAUAGCUCCUGAUCAAUGGUCCGCAUUAUUGUAUGGAGAUACUGGUCAUAAGUCUCAUAUGCAAAGUAUUAUUGACAAGCUACAAACGCCACAAUCUUUUGCUCAAAGCGUGCAAGAAUUAGUUAUUGCCUUACAACGUACACCUGAUCCAGGACAACUUAGCGGUUUAAGGCCACAGCUAGAAUUAUUAGCUGCAAUAGAUCCUAGUCCAGAAACAGAGCCGCCCACAUUAGCUGAAUGUCGUGCAGCAUUGGAAGCUGUUAGAACUGUGGUUGCAGCUUUGGUGGAAUUCAUUCAACAGCAUGGAAAUAGAAAAUGUUCAGAUGGUACUCAUAAUAUUGGCCCAAGUCAACCAAAAUAUAAAGUAAGCAUGUGUAGAGACCUUGCUCUUAGAGGAUCUUGUCCAAGAGCUACCAAUUGUACUUUUGCACACAGUGACAUGGAACUUGACAAGUAUAGAUCAAAGAACCGAAAGUUGAGUAUCAGAACAAAUUUACCUUUGAAUAGUAACACGGAAUUAAAGACGGAUAAGUCUAUUGUUGUUCAAAACAACAAGGUUUUUAAGCAAAGCGAAGAGGCACCUUAUCAUUCCAUAAAACCACAUGAUAUUCAUAGGGAUAGUUUUAAUUCAUUGAAUAAAGUCAAUCCAACGCAACAUCCCAUCGUUAGUAACGAAAAUAAUUUUGUUGGAUCUUUGACAAAUUACAUGUUGCCACCGCCACAAAAUUUAUCACAUAUGGUUCCUGUGAAAAGCAUGGACAUUCAUUGUCCUCAUUAUAUUAUGCCUGCAGCAUCUUUAGAUUAUAACACAACUGAUAUGAAUAUGUGGGAUCCGCCACAAGUAACGUCAGGUGUAACAAAUGGGAUUUCUAAUAGUAAAAAGCAACGAACAGUAGCAAAAACAUUGGCAAUGUUGUUACAACGUAGAAUGGAAAUUUUGAAUCAACUUGAAACUAUAGUCAACAAGCAAGCUCCUCAGAUGAAAAUGAAUUGUGACAUUCAAGGAGAUGUGCUUUCAUCGAAUUUAUCGAUAUGGGCAAAUUCAUCUGGAAAUCCUAUAGGUCCUGUAUCAAAUAUGAGUUGCAGUAAUAAUUUUCGAUGUGCAGAUUCUGUAUUAUUUGAUGAUGAAUUUGUACCAUUCGAUGCAUCACCUUCGAGCAAGUAUGGACCAAUAUCCAAAUUAUCAAAAACGAUGAUAAGAUCUCCAAAUGGUGUACCACCUACAAGUUUGUAUAAUGAGGGUCCACCUACAAUAUCUACUUUUCGACCUAUGCCAGCUCCUAAUUCCAUUUCAUCAUGGUAUUACGGAAAUCAGCCUUAUGCGUCUAUUGGUACAAACGGAGGAAUGCAAUCUGUUACUACAUCCAAUUAUGGAGAUGGAUAUAUCGCUCUUGGACGAAAUAUAUCAGAAUCACAAACACACUCGCAUCUUUUGCAACAGGAAUGUAUGUCCAAAGAUUUAAUCUUGGAAUCACAGAAAGUAAAACAACAACUAAAACAUUUAGAGAAGAAAAUUAAUGAUUUAAAGCUUGCAACACAAGGUGCAGCUUUUACAGCCGGUGAAAGACUUGCGCAGGAGUUGCAAAUGAUUGAAGCGGGUAUUAGAGAAAAAGAAAAGGACGUGAGAAAUUGGAGUCCGUAUGGUGGUAGUUUACCAUGGAUUCAAUCACCAGCUAGCUUACUUACUAAUCAAAGCUUUAAUCAGGAUUAUAAGACCGAAGAGGAAGAUACAUAUGAGGCUGGCAUUGCGAAUGAUAUGCGCGAAUUAGAAUUACGAUGGGAGUUUGAACUGCAGGAACAAGAGAAACAUUGGUCGAGCGAAGAAGAUAAUUCGAAAAAGUAACAUAAUCUUGCAGUAUUAAAUAUUAACUCCCAGAUCUGACAAUGACUCAAGAAAAAGCAUGUGUUUUCGCAUGUUCGUAUAAUUCUUUAAGAAAACUUUUAUGCGUCAAUGCGUUUACUUCUAUAAUUGGAUAAUCGAAAGUAAGUAGAAUUUUUACUCUUUGCAUAAGAAAAAUCUACGACUCUUCUACUCAAAAUCAAAAUUAUAUAUGGAGGAUGAUUAUAUGAACAUUUUUAACAGCAUAAAUUUAGGUUUAUCAUCCGAUUGAUAUGUGAAACCCUUUUGUUGAUGUAGUACUGCGUAAAGUGGACUUACUACUUUCGCAUGUACUAGCUUUUGUAAUCAUUGAUAUGUAAUAUUUCUUAUGCAUAAAAACAACACCUUUCUGGAUAUUUAAACAUACUAGUUGCUGUAAAUAUGUGAUAUUUUUAAAAAAUUUGUUAAACACGUGAAAUAAUUUAUAAAAGCGAUUCAUUUAGUCAAACAGAAAGCCAGAUUGUUUUUAUUUAUAUUAUUUUACUGACAUUUAAGAAGUUAUUUAGUGUACUUGGAAACUUAAUAAUUCAGCUGCCGCUUUGCUAAAUACAUUCGUCAGACAACAAGCGAAAGGUGGUUGUUGCUUGUAAUAAAGUUAAAAAUUUCAUUGAAAAACAAAUGGACAUAUGAAUACAGAUUUGUUAAAAUUUAACAGAAAUUGAUGUCAGUGUUUUAUAAACAUGACAAUGUAGUAUACUCAAUUUAUAUGUUUGCACAAUGAAGCAAAACAUACUAUAUUACAGAGACAUUCGAGAAGAAUGUUACUUAACCUGAGUGAAGGUUACACGAUAAAAAUAUACAAUUAUACAUAAGUAUUGCAGAUAGGUGAAAUUAACAUAUAUUGUCCAAAUUUUAUAUAAUUAUUAUCAUUCUGGUCAUCUACUAAAUCAUUAUUGACAUGCAAGAUAUUAAUGAUAGAAUUUUAUUAUCCUAUAUGAUUUUAUAUAGAAUUUCUGAAGGAAGUAUGAGCAUUUUUGGCAAGAAAAGAUUUUAAGUUGUAUAAGUAACUAAUAUAACUGACAAAUUAUAAUCUCUAUUAUCUUUAAACAUUUAUAGAAUAAUUAUAACAAUUCCAUCAUGGUAUUAUUUAGUGCAUUCACUUAUAUAAAUAGAAAAAAAAUUAAUUAGAGUUUUCUAUAUUAACAAGGAUGAUACUCUAUAUUAUAAAAGAUUAUUUUCCUUUUAAACAGAUCUAUUAGUAUUAUAUAUUUUUUUCAAGUUUAAACUUUUAUUUGGAUUUAAAAGUCUUACUCUCGAGUUCGUCGUUGUUCUUAAUUCUUAAUAAAUAUGUAAAAUUAACAUGAUUAAAUGCAACAUUAGGGGAGCCUGUUUCAAGCAAAAAUUAAUCAUGAUUUUUUUCUGUGCCUUUGAACUUUUGCAUUUUUAUGAUUAAUUUUCUUUUUCCUCUUUUUUUUUUUUUUUUUUUUUUUUUAAAAUACCAUUCAACGCAUAAACUUUUCCAAGGGUCGACGAUCAAAUCUUAUUAAUUUAUAUCUUUUUGUAAAAACUUGAAAUAAUUUAUAUUAAUGCUAUCAUUAUAUUUUGUCUUUGUCAACCAGUAAACGAUAGUUGACCAAAAAAAUGAUGAUUAAAAAUUUGUGUUGCAUGGCCAACUUGACUUUUUAAAAGAUAACAUAUAUUUUUUUAAAUGAAUUAUUCACUUCUCGAGAGAAAAUGUUUAUAGAUCUAUAGAUUUUAUUUGAUUAUGAAUAAAAGCUAUCUGUUUUUUAAGAUCGAGAUGUUGAUGAAAAAUUUCAUAGGAUAGAAUAUGUUAAUCAACUUACUGCGCUCUUUUAUGGCAUCUUAAUGUAUGCAUUGCAAUAGUCUAGGUUUUCCUAUUUUUAUGAAAUAAUAUAUAACAUAAAUAUUAAUAAUUCCAGUUUUAGUGGAAGAAACAUUAUUGAUUUUUUUGUGCAAAAUGAAGGUUGACAAAGGUUGACUCAUUAUGUAUCAGAAUUUUACUUUGUAAACUUAUAUUUGUUUAUCAUCAAUUGAUUACUUACUUACCUGAAAUGGGUGAAUAAUAUUAUUCAAUAUAUUCAUAAUAAUAUAUAAUUGGUUUAUAAUGUCUGUUUUGUUAUGUUAUGUAAAUGUAUUGGAAAAAUAAUAAGAGGUACAUCUAUUUUUAGAACAUAGCUAGAUUUUUAGCAAUUAUAGAAACAAUGGUGCAAUUUUCUUUACUCGAUAUCUAAUAUCAGAAAUUAUAAAAUGUUAUACAAAUAGUUCAUAGAUUCAAUUUGUUUAUUAGGUUUCGUAUGCGGAUCAACAGCAAAAACAAUGUUUGCCGAAACAAUAAUAACAAUCGAAUUGUUUACUUCAUAUUUAUAACUUAUUAUCAAUGUUGGACAAAUUUUAGAAAAGAUUGUAUUUUUUUUUUUUUUUUUUUUUUUUUUUUUUUUUUUUUUUUUUUUUUUUUUUUUUUUUUUUUUUUUUCAUUAUAUUAAAAGUUUUAUUUUCAUUGUUGCAAGAUGUAUAGAUGGAACCAAAAUAUAAGAAUUCGUUUAGUAAGUAUACCUUGGUAAAAACAGACCGUUUUCCUUUUUGCUGAAGCCAUCUCACGUAUACAAUUUAAAAAUUGGCCAUAUUAACCAAUAUAAAUGACAAUAUUGCAGAAAGGGGCCAUCUAUUAAUUUUGCUCGUUUAAAAAUAACCGAAGUAAAGGAGUAUAGUAUUUUCAAAAGAAAUGGAUCUUAUAUGUGAAAACGCUUAUUAAAUUUCUUUUCAACUAACGAUUAAAUGAUUCUGUAUUAGAUUUUAAGUUAGUUUACAAGUUUGAUAAUUAUUCUAAUUUAUGAAUAAUUGUGUUGACAUUUAAAUUGCUGCCACGGUAUCUAUAUCUCGUUCUCUGUUUUGUACAUUAGACACAUUUAAUAUAAAAUUUGAUAAAAUGCUUUAGUUGAAGUAAAACAAGAUUGAAAAUAAAAAUUUCAAUUUUGUUUAUUCUCUUUCUCAGGAAAUUAUAUCCGUAUCUUAUAAUUGAUAAAGAAUUGUAAUUUAUUUUUUCGAUACAGACACAGAUAAAUUCUAUGUAUCAUUUUCUUAAUAAUUCCUAAAUAUGCAUUUUGAAAACUGCUAUGACGUUUGUCUUUUACAUAUACAGUUUAUGUAAGAUUUCGAUCUUUCCCAUUAAAAGUUAUAUAUAGAAUGUAAAACAAGAGGUAAAAUUGAUGGAAAAUUACUAAGAAGAACAUCUAGGCUUUCUAUCAAUUUUAUCGGAUUCUAUAUGUAAUCUAUUUCUACAAGGUUUCAAUGAUAGCUCUAAUUAUUUUUUUCUCGUUUCUAUUCAUAAUGUGAAGCAUUAACUUGAAUGUAGAAUAAAAGCGAAGAGGGCUGUGUACAAUGGGAAGUAAUAAGCGCAACAAUACUGUUUGUGCAAGCUUCAGAUUAAUUGCAUGUUAAACAUGUCACUAUGUGUAUAAUGAUACACACAUACCUAUGUUGAUGGUAUGAAAUCACAUACAAUCUAUACUAACGUUCUUUGUUUGAACAUACAAAACGAUAAUAAUUAUAUACAUAUCGGUAUAUAAUGUAUAGUCAAUGCACUUGGCACUAGCAGUACAGAUUCUUUAUAGAUUUUGUGUUAUACUUGAAAAUCUUUUUUUUUUUUCUUUUUCUUUUUUUUUUUUUUUUUUUUUUUUUUUUAACAUUUAUAUAAUAUUCAUUGUAUGAAAUUAUCAAAUUACACUUAAACCAGUAUUCACAAUAUACGACUUAUUUCUCGUAAAUCCACAUUUUCUAAAUAUUAUUAUUCGAAGGUAGAAAACUGGUUGCGUAAGAUGUUGAGAAUAAAUAUACGUGCUAUAUUAGCAUUAUGCUUUAGCAAUAGAAUUUGAGUUUGUAAUUUAAAAAAAAAGUAAAGGUACAUUAGUCUUAAAGAGCUUUGUUUUAUGCAAGACGAAUUCUUAUGUCUCUUUUCAUCAUCUUACAGCAUGUUGAAACAUAAGAUAACUAUGAAGACUUAUCAUAUAUGUAUAUGGUAUGGUAUGAUAAACCAUAUAAUAUACAACAUAUGAAUGUAUGAAAAACUUAUUAAAACGUAUAUAUUCAAAUAUUUGUUAUUUUGUAAAGGUCGCUAAAAGUACGUGGAAUAUAUCGCAUAGAAUAUUCAUUUUCGUUGAUUAUCUCGUAUCAUCAUCCCAUUGUAUGGACAGUACUGAACAAAUUUUGUUGAAUUGCGUCUUUGUAUGUGUGUGUGUGUGUAUAUAUAUAUAUGUAUGUACAUAUAUAUAUAUAUAUAUAUAUAUAUAUAUAUAUAUAUAUAUAUAUAUAUAUAUAUAUGUCAUGCGAUAUAGCCGCGUAAGUCUGAUGUAUUUUUCACAAAUGUACUGUAAGUGAAAGUGUAAUAUAUUUAUCUACUCAA